Molecule: messenger RNA, 1335 nt
Organism: Sinocyclocheilus grahami
Lineage: Eukaryota; Metazoa; Chordata; Actinopteri; Cypriniformes; Cyprinidae
Product: tumor necrosis factor receptor superfamily member 16-like
Exons: 6
Coding region: 312-1271 (319 amino acids)
Biological process (GO): Rho protein signal transduction
Cellular component (GO): cell surface; plasma membrane
Molecular function (GO): nerve growth factor binding; death receptor activity; coreceptor activity
Source: RefSeq, a predicted model, not a curated record
GAGCAGCAGUUGAGUGAAGGAUCAGCACUAACUAGCAGAUUUCACUGUGGAGACAGACAAAGAGAUGAUGUAUUAAUGUUUUGAAGCUUCAUACGAGGAUUAUCCGUAUUUACAGUUACAGUUACAGUUUCACACUGGAAGUCUCGAAGGAAAAUCUUGUGUGAGAACCUAUGGAAGAGAGUGCCAGACACUUUGAACACGGACUGUAGAUGUCUUAUGUUUAUGCUUUGUGGUUAUGAACAUUAGUGGGUUUUGAGUACAAGAGACUCGUUGUAUUAUUCUAUCCCAAACACUGAGGAAAUCUCCUUAAGAUGAAGGGAGUAAUGGCAGCACUUCAACUCUGUUUGUGGAUCUUGGCUGUAAAGGUGGUGUUUGGAAAUGUCUGUACCACUGAGCAGUUUACAAAAACAGGCGAAUGUUGCAGCAUGUGUGCUGCGGGCACUGGUUUGGUGAGCAGCUGUGGUCAGGAAGACACCAAGUGUCAGCUGUGUCAAGAUGGUGUGUCCUUCUCAGACUCUGAGAGUCUGUCAGCCUGUCGUCUGUGUGCCCGCUGCCCCGUCGGCAUUCCUGAACUGGCACGCUGCACGCCCACUCAGGAUACCCAGUGUGAGUGCGGUGAGCGCUUCUUCCUGUGGCGAGAUGGUAACAGCACAAGUGGGCUGUGCGCGACCUGCUCCAUGUGUGGGCAUGGAAGCGGAGUGGUUCGGGCCUGUGGGCCGCUGGGAAAUACUGUAUGUGAGCGGUGUAAACCAGGGACUUACUCAAAGGAGCAGAGUGACAGGAAACCCUGCGUGCCCUGCUCACGCUGUACUGAUGACGAGGUGGAGAUCAGACCCUGCCAGCCGGACUCUGACAACGUCUGUAUGGUAAAAGACCUUAACAUCCUGUCCCGUCCAUCUGGUUCUGAUGGACCGCAUGAAUACCCCCGAAAGCCGACUCUGAAUGAGGAAACGGAGAACAGGAGCAGCCCAGCACCAGGGUCUGGAUCCCCUCGACUCACUCCACAGGACCAAGGGGGCAACAACAACAACAUCUUGGUCUACGUGUCUGUACUGGCUGCGGUGGUGCUCGGCCUCCUGCUCUACGUCGCCUACAAAUGCUGGAGGUCAUGUCAGCAGAAGCAGGCUCUGGUGAAAGCACGGGUUGGCGAGUUGAAUAAUGUCGGGGAAGGAGAGAAGUUACAUAGCGACAGUGGCGUGUUUCUGGAUUCUCACAGCCUUCAGGAAAGCCAGCCUAGCAAAGGUAUGAGAGAACAGCUUAAACAGAGAUAGGGUUGGCAGUCCAUACAGAUUUCCUGAUCAUAAUUUCUACUAUUUAUUCGUCUGUUUAAACAGU